Molecule: messenger RNA, 1913 nt
Organism: Actinia tenebrosa (Australian red waratah sea anemone)
Lineage: Eukaryota; Metazoa; Cnidaria; Anthozoa; Actiniaria; Actiniidae
Biological process (GO): proteolysis
Molecular function (GO): zinc ion binding; metalloendopeptidase activity
Source: RefSeq, a predicted model, not a curated record
CCAGGUCACUUUGGCUCAGAACCAAGAACAACGGCAGUACUGACCAGUACUGUUCUCGCUACUAACUUCUGUAGGUUUUUUGAAGAACUACGRCAGUCUAUAUCUAGAAUCAAUUCAACGUACUAUGGUUUCUAAGUCUUCUUCCGGGUUAUACACAUUCUUAGUGUGCAUUGCCACGGCAAGUUUCUUAUUCUUGCAAGUUUCAGGCUCGAUGAACGAUGCAAGCGAUCAAAAAACCGUUCAGUUGUGGCCUGGUGGGAAAAUCCCUUACCUCAUUUCGCCGGCGUUUGGAAGAGGACGUCGUUACAAAAUUCUUGCAGGAAUGAGAGAAUGGGAAAAAGUAACUUGUAUAAAGUUCAAACCUCGCACAAACGAACGAGAUUACGUGAAGUUUGUCCCUUCUUACGAAUGUAGUGCAGAUGUUGGGUAUGAAGGCAACGGCGUACGAAMAAUCAAACUCGGAAGAGGUUGUUUUUAUGGACCCAUCUUGCUUCAUGAGAUUGGACACUUGAUUGGUCUAUGUCAUGAACAUAACAGACCAGACCGUGACAAGUAUAUUAAGGUCUUAUGGCAUAACAUCAUAUCUGCAUACCGUGGUCAUUUCCAAAUCAAUCGUCGAUGGCAUCCAGUGGCCAUGAAGUUUCCCUAUGACUAUUAUUCCAUCAUGCACUUUGGUGACAACGAUUUUGCCCAGGGAGGUAGAACAGCCUUGCGGGCCAAGAACAAACAGAUUCGUCUCAAUUCUGGUAUGAAGAGAAUAUCUGCCUUGGACAGCCUCAAGGUUCGAAGAAUGUAUAAAUGCCUAGAUUUUCCUGAUUUUCCACGUGACUUUCAUUGGUCACAUGACGGGCGUAUGAUCAAUGGCACAACCUGCCUCAAAAUGGACGAGCCACGUGACCCUAACGGCUGGGACAACAACUACUUGUGCUACAAAAACAAAUGCACAAAACCGCUGAACAUCAARUGGUCCCACAGCGGGCCCAUAAACGGAAUGUCCUGCACCAAAAUCACCGACCAAAGGAAGCCCAACUCCACAUCUUGGGACAAUAACUAUCUGUGCGUGCCAUCAAACUCGCCUUACAAAUUUAAAUGGUUGCAAUCAAAGCCGAGCCCUCAAGAUAGAAACCGCUGUAGGCAUCUCAACGAACCACGUGAUCGUGAUUGGGAACGAGGCUACCACUAUUUGUGUGUCUCUUAUCGUGAAACAGAGAAAAUAGAUGGAGGGUGGUCUCCAUGGGGUCCCUGGAGUAACUGUAGCAGAGAAUGUAACGUCGGAUUUAUGUACCGAACCAGAAAAUGUUCAUCUCCCUUCCCAGCUAACGGUGGAAGGUACUGCCUUGGAAGAAGCUUGGAACGGCAAAAGUGUAAUGCUUUCCCAUGUGGAGGUUUUCCUAGAUUCCCAGAAGACUUUUCUUACACGAACACCAUUUUUCCCCCUAAAGGCCAUUGUCUUCGCACGUAUGAUGUUCGUAACCACUUUCAGUGGUUGCAUUACUUUCUCUGCACUUCACAGUCCAAAAAUGACCCUGGUAUCAAAUGGUCAUACUAUCGGCGACAAAUACCUGGCAAGCGUUGUACCAGGAUAUACAACCCUAUUGAGAAUAGGCGCCGAAGAGGAAGCUGGAUGAACAACUACCUCUGUGUUCCCAAGAACUCGCCAUAUCACUUCGAGUGGUCUCUCAAGGGGCCGAUAAAGGGUCUACCUUGCAUGCGAUGGUACGCACAGAAUGGACGCAAGGGAUGGGACAAGACAUACUUAUGUAACAGGAAACCAGUGAUGAAGUGAUGAAGUUGGAAGAACGCCAGUACAGAAAGUGAAUCUCGUUUGAUCCAGAAACACUUCCGUAAAGCUGGCUAUUAUAGUUCAAUUUUAGCAAAAUAUAUUGUCGAAAUAAAGCAGUUGCUUUGGCUCA